Messenger RNA from Durusdinium trenchii, 3144 nucleotides. The record is from the annotation of a GenBank genome assembly. NCBI's taxonomy places the organism in Eukaryota, Dinophyceae, Suessiales, Symbiodiniaceae.
CUCAUCCAUCCACCCCCCUGUCUUUGGCCUUGCUGACGCCGCGCCGUCCAUGCGGCCGAGCGUCACGCCAUGGCCUGGGCGGAGAGGGUCCGAUGGCUCGAUCAACGGUUUGAACUGGAGGCAGAUGAAACAGCUUUCAAGCUGCACUUGGUGCGCCUCCGAAGAUGUGUCACGCUCCUGGGCUGUUUCUCUUUCUGCGGAUCCUUCGCGAUCUCUCAGGCUCUAUGGGCGAUGCCGGUGAUGGACGAGCGACAACUGACCCUGGGGGAGACCAUCCACUGCUUCAGCGUCUUCAUCUCCACCAUCCUGAGCUUCAUCUUGGCCAUUGCCUCGGCCAGUUGCCCCAGGAGCAGCUGGUCAUGGGAACCUUUCUGGGCCUUCCUCUUCUUGACCUUGUCUACCUUGCUGGCCACCAGGUGGCAUAUGAUCCCUGCCGCAGGUCCUUCCACAGCGAUGCUGAUCGUCUUCGUGGUGGUGGUGCUUCUAGCUGCGCUGCCUCUACGCCUGUGGCUCUCAACGAGUGUCGCGGUUUUGACCUUCGUGGCCAGCUUCAUCAGCAGUUGGCUUCACGCAGAAGGCUCCUAUGACGUGGGUGCAGGGAUGUUUUUCUGCCUCUUCCUGUUGCCCAUCUUUUAUGUCUACGAGAGCGAUCAGCGUCAGAUCGUCCUCCAGGAGUCCAUUCGCACCCUUACCCCCAAGCCCUUGGCCUGGACCAAUGUCUUGGGCACAGGCGCCUCUUCACCAGUGGAGAGUCGUUCGAGCCUGCGCCCCGGUCGGCGCGGGGAUGCCAAGAUGGCGGUGAUUUGCUGCAGAACCGAUUUCAGGAUUGAAGAGGUGGGGCCCCACGAGCAAGCAUUUUUUGGAGAAGAUGUCUCAAACAAAGAGCUGUUGCACUUCUUCAAAGGUGAGGAUCGCCAGGCUGUGGCGAUGGUCCUCGCAGAUGAUGGCAUUCACCAGUCCGUUUCGGUGAACACAGACUUUUUUCAAGGACGGCAGAUGGUGUGCCGUCUGACCCCUUCCGGGCUCUCGGAGCCCAAGUGGUUGGCGAUUUUUUGCAAAGCAAAGCAUGCAAUACCUGUGGAUGCGGAGAAGUCGAAGGCAAAGCUCGUCGAUGGCUACACCCAGACGCAGGAAGAUCAGAAGGCACCUGUCCGGCUGCCCCGGACAUCCACUUGGACCUCCUCCCGCACUAUCCAGGUGACCGGGAUCGAGAAGGGCGGGGCCUCCUGUCCAACCACCUACUAUGCUGGCGGUCGCGAGGAGAAGGGGAAGCGAAAAGCUGCUACGCUGCCGGUGCGGACGAACCGAUCAAGGUCUCCAUCCAUUGAUGGAGAGGGGCUGACCAAGAGAGACAUGAGAGACAUCUCAGAGUUCGACAAUCAGGUGAGCCUGGACAUCUCCCUGUCAAGAUUCUCGCAAGUGAAUCAGGGGGAUCACAUCCCCAACCAGUCCAGCAGCCUACCGCUGAUGCGGAAGAAUCGCUUGAGUAUCGAUGACUGUCGUGAUGGAGGAAGAAGCCUCAGCUACAGCUUUUCCCUCUCUGCGCGGGAUUCAGGCUCCAACAACUCAAAGGCGGUAAGAACAGAUGCCACCACGCAGACGGAUCUCGUCUGGAACAACCUUGGCUGGCAUUGUCGAGCAUGUGCGAAGCCGCCCAGACCCCAAGGACCCCAUGAUCCACCCCCUGAGCCCUCGAGCUCCAGGCGAAGUUAUCCACCCUUCAGCGCUGUGAAGUACAUGCAGGGUGGUUGGACCUUGGUACGUGGACCAGUCGGGGUGGCCGAGUGGCUGCAGGAGUUUCUCAUCGUCGGGACGACCGUGCAUAGCAAGUCGCACCAUUUCCCUCUCCUCCUAGGAACCAACGACUCGGUGCAAAUGGCGGGUGGCGCGGUGACCGUCCUGGCUGAUGGGAGCUUGAAACGCGUGGGCAAGUCAGGUCAUUGCUUCUACUUUCAACGCUCUGAUGACAUCGAUGUCGAAGCGCCGAUGGAUGAUGAUGAGGAGGAUGACAUCCCUCAAGUCCCUCAUCUUCAGUGGGACGUGAGCGUGCACAGCGUUCGGAUCAGUUGAUCAGGCGCCUCUUCAUGUGGCUCGGAGCCCGAGUCGACCGGCGAAACAUGGCGAAUCCUGGGUUGGGAAUUGCUCAAGACUGACUUGUCCAACAGGGGUGGGACAUGGUCUCUGAUUUGAUGCUGAGACUAGCAGCAUUCACCAGGAUAUUGAGUGAAACUCAGUUUCGUCACCAUGGCUAGGUGGCUUUGGGAAAAACAGGAGCUUCGUGCCCUUCGUGCUGUUCUGGUUGUUCAUCAGUAAAAUCAACAAGUUCUUCUUCCAGUGGAGGCUGUGGGUGUGAUGCACCAUGCCAUACCACUCUUGAUGCGUCGACCCUGUGUGUGUUCAAAGAGUGGAGAAGGAUAGGUCCGUCAUUUCUUUUUGGUUUGUUCCACCAUAAUGAUGCGAUGAUAUGUGAUAUAAUAUAUAUAUGUAAUAUUAUGUAAUAGUAUAUUACGUUUUUAAUGUUUUUGGGUUGCGGGGCGAAGACAAAUUCCCAAGAGCAGCACGAGUGCUCCUGAGGGUGGUUCAAGGGAGCUCAUUCACUUGGUCAUUCACACUUGCAGUGGCUUUCACCCUUGACAGAACCUGUUUUCUGAGUCCAAAAUGGCUGUCAGUUGUUGAACACUUGGGCUUAUAGUGAUCACGGCAGCUUGGAAAAGAGCUCAGCUAUAGAAGCCAUAUCCCAUUUGUUUGGGUGGGACGCAGGCUAGAGCUCCUUAUUUGAAGUGAACUCUGUUCGAUCCUAAGAAUCCGUGGUGUAAGGUAGUGCAAAGCACAUAUUUGUUGUAAUUAGGCAAUAAUUAGCUGUUAUAGCUUCAGGCUUGAGAUGACUAACAGCAUAGCCCUCACCCUCACUGCCUUUCUGUCCCCGCUGCGCUGAAGGCACAACCCAUGUUUGUGCGGGUUUCAUUGCACAGCAUCAUACACUUCCAAUAGCUCUUGAAGAGUCCUGCUGGAAGUGCUACUGACAGCUUUCCCCAAACGAACGAGGAAUCACCGGAUCAACGGGUCGAUGACCCGGAGAACGGAUCUCACAACAAAAAUGUGUUUUUUGGCGCCCGAACACGAUCAUCGAUGAUUUCUUCGAUC